AUGGCGCUGUCCAGGCUGUGCUGGGCUCGGACCGCUCUGUGGGGUUCGGCCGUCACCCCUCGACCAUAUGUCACGCGGAGGCUGCAGCUCGUUCGCGCUGGACGGACGUGGGGACCCCCCUGGUCUUCCAGGAUUCAUCUUUCUCCAAAGGCAGAUGUGAAGAAUUUAAUCUCUUACGUGGCGACUAAGACCAAAGUGAUCAGUGAGAAAUACCAUCAUUUUUUGGAACGCUAUUUUCCCCGCUUCUAUGUCCUGUACACCACCUUCACUAAAGGAUUUCGGCAGUUAUGGGCUGAUGGCAAAAAGUGUAGAAGAAUAAAGGCAGACAUGGCGAAGCACAAUGUAAAGUUUCAUCAACUUUCAUACCGGGAUAUGGAGCAUCUGAGGCAGUUUCGUCGAGAUAUCACCAAGUGUUUUUUUCUGGGUGUUAUUUCCGUUCCACCCUUUGCCAACUACCUGGUCUUCUUGCUAAUGUACCUGUUUCCUAGGCAACUGCUGGUCAGACAUUUCUGGACCCCAAAGCAACAAAUUGAUUUCUUAAAUAUCUAUCAUGAUAUCCGGAAAAAGUCCCACCCAGAAAUCCUUAGUUAUUUAGAAAAAGUUAGCCCUCUCAUUUCUGAAAAAGGACUCCGGUGGCAUAUGACAGAGCUGUGCACCAAGAUACAGCGUGGUACCCACCCAGCAAUACCUGAUAUCCUGGCUCUGAAAAAGUGUUUCUCUAAACCUCCCCUGGGCAUGAGUCAGCUCCAUGCCUCACAAAUAAAAGCCUUGAGUCGAGCCAUGCUUCUCACAACUCACCUGCCUUCCUUCUUGUUGAGACGACGUUUAAAGACUCAUACCACUGUGAUUCAUCAGCUAGACAAGGCUUUGGCAAAACUGGGGAUUAACCAGCUGACUGAACAGGAAGUGAAAUCGGCUUGUUAUCUUCGUGGCUUGAAUUCUACCCAUAUUGCUGACGAGAGGUGUCGAACUUGGCUGGCAGAAUGGCUGCAGAUUUCCUGCAGCCUGAAAGAAGCUGAGCUGUCUCUUCUGCUACACAACGUGGUCCUGCUUUCCACCAACUACAUUGGGACACGGCGCUGA
Messenger RNA from Pipistrellus nathusii (Nathusius's pipistrelle), 1083 nucleotides. Lineage: Eukaryota; Metazoa; Chordata; Mammalia; Chiroptera; Vespertilionidae. The record is from the annotation of a GenBank genome assembly.